AUGGCGCAAAACGAACCAGUGGCACUCGAGUACAGGGGUAGAAUCGCCGUUAUCACUAUUGAUAAUGAGAAGAAGCUUAAUGCUUUGACUCAGGAUGGUUAUUAUCUCAUAGCUAAAUUCAUGAGGGAAGUUGCUACCCAUGAUGAAGUUUUCAUCACGGUUUUGACAGGAAAGGCCCAUAGAGGAGCUGAUGUAUCGAUCAGUAGAGAAAAACCUGUUGGAACUGAUCUAGCUCGUCAUUGGCUGACUAGCUUCGUCGCGAAUAACCUCAACAUAACCAACGCAUUCUACACACACCCAAAAAUCCUUGUAACGGCCCUCAAUGGUCCAGCAGUCGGACUCUCAGCUGCUUUAAUCGCUUUCUCAGACUUCAUAUACUGCGCACCUCAGACCUUCCUUUUGACCCCCUUUUCUAGUUUGGGACUCGUCGCAGAAGGAGGAGCUUCGAGAGCUUUCGUCCAACGAUUAGGAAUCAGCAAAGCAAAUGAAGCCCUUAUUAUGAUUGGGUUCGUGAAUAAAAUUUUCGAUGUUGAAAAGGGAGAGACCGAGAAAUUUAAAGAAUUGGUAUUUGAAGAGAUAGAUAAUCGGUUGGGGACGCAUUUGAUCGGCGAUAGUUUGAUUAAGAUCAAGGCGUUGAUCAGAAAGCCGGAGAGAGAUUUGCUUGAUGCACAGGGUGUAGCGGAGGUGUUCGGUGGGCUGGAACGAUUUGCAGCUGGCAUACCACAAGAGGAGUUUAGAAAGAUCGCAAGUGGUGAGAAGAAGCAUAAGCUGUGA
Molecule: messenger RNA, 774 nt
Organism: Botrytis porri
Lineage: Eukaryota; Fungi; Ascomycota; Leotiomycetes; Helotiales; Sclerotiniaceae
Exons: 3
Coding region: 1-774 (257 amino acids)
Biological process (GO): fatty acid beta-oxidation
Cellular component (GO): peroxisomal matrix
Source: RefSeq, a predicted model, not a curated record